AUGCAUAGAUUACGUCAGUUGAUUUUGCUAUGCUAUGUUUGCUUCAUAGUUUUUAUUAUUAUUGAUAUGGGUAAUGCGGAUGUGACGUCACGUACAAGACAAAAAAGAUACCUCAUUUUUAGAAACACCUCAAAGUUUUUUUGGAGAUUAAACUUCAAGGCCAACAUGGUACCAUGGAACCAGAUCUUCGCUCAAGCUCUAGGAUUCCGUAUGAAUUGGGAUGAACCUCCAGAAACAUUUCGGCCUUACCAUAGACUUCACAGGAGGACUGUGUACAGUAACUUAGAGCUAUUAUUAGACAAGAACGGUUUGAAUGGAUAUCACUGCGUACGUCGAGCUAUUUGCGAAAUGGUGCCAGUGACAACGCCGAAAGGGAUAUAUUUCAAAAUUUUAAAAAUAGUAUUCAGAAGACAGUCUUCAGAUACUGAGAGAUGGCACAAAAAUAUAACCGAAGAGGAUUGUGCAACAUCCAUCAACUCUUGUCCAUUCUCUUUUCUAGAAGUUUCCACCUACACCGACAUCUGA
Diatraea saccharalis (sugarcane borer) is the source of this 525-nucleotide messenger RNA. The record is from the annotation of a GenBank genome assembly. NCBI's taxonomy places the organism in Eukaryota, Metazoa, Arthropoda, Insecta, Lepidoptera, Crambidae.